CUGUUCUUCCUUUCGCGGCUGCUCUCGGUGACGGUAGGCGCCAUGCCGGCGAAGGGACCCCUCCAGAGCGUGCAGGUUUUCGGCAGGAAGAAAACUGCUACUGCAGUUGCUCAUUGCAAAAGAGGAAAUGGCCUCAUUAAAGUAAAUGGAAGGCCCUUGGAAAUGAUAGAGCCCAGAACUCUGCAGUACAAACUGCUUGAACCGGUACUCCUUUUGGGCAAGGAGCGCUUUGCAGGAGUUGACAUUCGAGUCCGUGUGAAGGGUGGCGGACACGUAGCACAGAUAUACGCAAUUCGGCAGUCUAUUUCCAAAGCAUUGGUGGCAUAUUACCAGAAGUAUGUUGAUGAAGCUUCCAAGAAGGAGAUAAAGGAUAUCCUCAUCCAGUACGAUCGGACCCUUUUGGUUGCUGAUCCUCGUCGUUGUGAAUCCAAGAAGUUCGGUGGACCUGGUGCUCGUGCACGCUACCAGAAGUCUUACCGCUAAAAAAAAAGCAAUGCUUUCGAAUUCUUAAAUAAA
Euleptes europaea (tarantolino) is the source of this 516-nucleotide messenger RNA. RefSeq names its product ribosomal protein S16 (gene RPS16). Gene Ontology annotation, biological process: maturation of SSU-rRNA from tricistronic rRNA transcript (SSU-rRNA, 5.8S rRNA, LSU-rRNA); translation. The transcript has 6 exons. The coding region runs from base 43 to 483 and encodes 146 amino acids. Gene Ontology annotation, molecular function: structural constituent of ribosome; RNA binding. Gene Ontology annotation, cellular component: cytosolic small ribosomal subunit; ribosome. The record is from RefSeq and is a predicted model, not a curated record. Lineage: Eukaryota; Metazoa; Chordata; Lepidosauria; Squamata; Sphaerodactylidae.